AUGGACUCUGCCGAGCCGGAACAGACUGCCUUCUCGUCAGUCACAGCCCACACCUCGAAGCUGCAAAGACAAUACCAGGCGCUUCUCGAUCAGUCAACCCCCUUCGUGCUUUACAGAUGGAUCGCCACGGGCGUCUGCCUCCUGGGCUUCUUCGCUCGCAUCUUCGUGGCGCAGGGCUGGUACAUUGUCGCCUACGCUCUCGGAAUCUACCUGCUCAACUUGUUCCUGGCCUUCUUGCAACCCAAGUUUGACCCCUCCAACGAGGCUAUGGACACUGAGAUGGAGGACGGUGGUGUCGGCAUUCUCCCCACCAAGCAGGACGAGGAGUUCAAGCCCUUCAUUCGCCGCCUCCCCGAGUUCAAGUUCUGGUACUGGGCCACCCGUGCCAUCGCCAUCGCCUUCUUCUGCAGUUGGUGGGAGAUCUUCAAUGUCCCCGUCUUCUGGCCCGUCCUGGUCAUGUACUGGUUCAUCCUCUUCUUCCUGACGAUGCGCAAGCAGAUUCAGCACAUGAUCAAGUACCGCUACGUUCCCUUCACCUUUGGCAAGAAGAACUACGCCAAGAACAGCUCCUAA
Molecule: messenger RNA, 573 nt
Organism: Colletotrichum lupini
Lineage: Eukaryota; Fungi; Ascomycota; Sordariomycetes; Glomerellales; Glomerellaceae
Product: Rer1 family protein
Exons: 3
Coding region: 1-573 (190 amino acids)
Biological process (GO): protein retention in ER lumen; retrograde vesicle-mediated transport, Golgi to endoplasmic reticulum
Cellular component (GO): Golgi membrane
Source: RefSeq, a predicted model, not a curated record